Molecule: messenger RNA, 2154 nt
Organism: Malania oleifera
Lineage: Eukaryota; Viridiplantae; Streptophyta; Magnoliopsida; Santalales; Ximeniaceae
Product: 4-coumarate--CoA ligase-like 9
Exons: 6
Coding region: 301-1950 (549 amino acids)
Molecular function (GO): CoA-ligase activity
Source: RefSeq, a predicted model, not a curated record
GGAAAUUUGUGCUACCCUAAGAUAAUUACUCUUCUGAAAAUGAAUUAAAAUUCUAAAAUAAAAUAUUCAUAUACAUUUCUAUUUUAUUUUGAGCGGUGAUUGAUUGGAACUUUGAAGCUUGUGGUAUGGUACAAAAUACAUUAGGCGUACCGCAUUUUCUUCUCCUGUUAAGCAAUCCGCCGCCGGUGGUUGGACCACCGGCGUCACCUCCCUUCAUCCCACCUCCUACGCCGUCUCCACGAACUUCUCUAUACUUCCUCUCCAUCUCCCCAAGCUUCAACCCUACUCUGCUCCCCUCCAAUGGCGAACCCAAACCUUUCCAACUCUCCGAUCGACCCAAACAGCGGCUUCUCCUCCGAAACCCUAAUCUACCACAGCCUCCGACCCCACGUUCCUCUCCCUCCCCAAACCAUUCCCCUGUCCGUCUGCCAGUUCGCUCUCUCUCUCCUCUCCCGCCAAACCUCCGCCGGCCCCGCCGGCUUCAUCGACGCUGCAACCGGCACCCGCAUUCCCUACUCCGAACUCCCCCGCCGCACCGAAACCCUAGCCGCCUUCUUGCAGAAUCGAGUCGGUCUCUCCAGAGGGGACUCGGCCUUCGUCCUCUCCCCGAACUCGAUUCGCGUCCCGGUUCUCUACCUCUCCCUCUUCUCCCUCGGCGUCAUCGUCUCCCCGUCCAACCCCGCCGCCACGGAGUCCGAGAUCGCUGGCCAAAUCCAGCUCUGCAAGCCGGCUAUCGCUUUCGCCACUUCUGAAACGGUCCGCAAGCUCCCCUCCCUCCGGCUCCGGACGAUUCUCCUCGACUCGCCCGAGUUCGACUCCGCGAUGAUGAGUCCGGGCGAGAAGCUGAACCCAGUCCGCGUGGCUCAGUCCAACACCGCGGCAAUUCUCUACUCGUCGGGUACGACCGGGCGAGUGAAGGGCGUCGAGUUGACUCACCGGAAUUGGAUAUCGACUGUAGCCGCCGCGCAUGCGGUUCGCCCGGUGAGGACGCGUCCGGUGGUGUCUUUGUGUGCGGUUCCGUAUUUCCACGUGUACGGUUUUGCGUACUGUGUGAGGGCGGUGGCUUUGGGAGAGAGUGUGGUGUCAAUGGAGAGAUUUGAUCUGCGGUUGAUGAUGAGAGCGAUUGAGGGGUUGAGGGUGACCCACGUGGCAGUGGCCCCACCUAUAGUCGUCGCGAUGCUGAGGGAUGAUCAUGGUGAUUUGAUGGACGGCUACGAUUUGAGCUCUCUGGAGGUGGUGGCCUGCGGAGGAGCUCUCCUGCAGAGGAGUGUGAUUGAGCGGUUUAAGAAACGAUUUCCAAAUGUGCAAAUGGCGCAGGCAUAUGGACUGACUGAAUCAACUGCUGGAGUCUACCGAACAAUGGGUCCGAAAGAGAGUCAAGUAAUAGGUGCUGUGGGGCGGCUUAUGUCAAACUGCCAAGCAAAGAUUGUUGAUCCCGACACUGACACUGGUUUACCUCCUCAUAAGCAAGGGGAGCUUUGGCUUAGAGGGCCAUCUAUCAUGAAGGGUUAUGUUGAUGAUCAAGAGGCAACGGCUGCAAUUUUGGAUUCAGAAGGAUGGUUAAGAACAGGGGAUAUUUGCUAUAUUGAUAAUGAAGGCUUCCUGUUUUUUGUGGAUAGGAUGAAGGAGCUAAUCAAAUACAAAGGCUACCAGGUUGCCCCAGCGGAACUGGAACAUAUGCUUCAAACUCAUCCUGAUAUUGUUGAGGCAGCUGUGAUUCCUUAUCCUGAUGAGGAAGCAGGUCAAGUUCCUGUGGCUUUUGCGGUGAGACAAUCUGAGAGCACUACUGAUGAAUCACAAAUUAAGGAUUUUAUCGCGAAGAAGGUUGCACCAUACAAGAAAAUAAGACGAGUAUAUUUCAUUCAUUCAAUACCGAAGAAUGCUCCAGGUAAGGUUUUGAGAAAGGAGUUAAUAAAACUAGCAAUAUCAAAUGCAACUUCAAGUUUAUAGUUCCAGUUACUGUUAUAUGUAUAAUGUUAUUCUGUUGCCUAUAUAGUUUGUGCAAGUGUUUCCCCUUAAUUCAGCCGAUUCAGAGAUAGAAACUCUGUGUAUCCUGUUCAUUAUUAUUAUUAUUGACAAAUACUCUUCAUUAUGUUCAACAGUGGCUCAUCCAAUUGGGUGUAUUUGGAAAUGUGUUGUGUUAUUUUGUUUUCA